This is a messenger RNA of Ceraceosorus bombacis, 944 nucleotides long. The record is from the annotation of a GenBank genome assembly. NCBI's taxonomy places the organism in Eukaryota, Fungi, Basidiomycota, Exobasidiomycetes, Ceraceosorales, Ceraceosoraceae.
AUGCUGGCAACUCUUCGCGUCACCCUGCUCGCCGUAGUUGCGGCCGGUAUGGCCUUGGCCAUGCCCAUCACACCAACUCAAGCAGACGCAGUCUCGACAUCGUCUUCGCAAGUCAGCUGCAAGCCCCUCGCAGCAGGCCAGUGGACUCUUCGCCUGGAGCGUCAACAGCUGCAAGGACUCUGGUUGAGCCCCAUGAAGCAGAACGGAGCCAGGCUCGCUGCAGUGACUAGAGUUGGAAAGGAUGGCCAGAAAUUGACUUUCAGCUCUUGCGAGAGCAAGUACAUGGGCUUGCAGAACUCAAAAUCCGCAGAGGGCGACUUUUACGGUCAGCUGAAGACCGAGCGCGGCACCUGCCUGACGCGCACCAAGUCCACCAGUGAGUGAUUCAUUACCCGCUCCACGUCUUGGGCGGAGGAUAUAGGCGUAGUAGGGAUGCCAUGGGUCUUGGAAUGGGCACGGCAACCCACCAUCAGCUCUCGACAGUGACGUCCAAGAUGGUGUGCAGCCUGCGUGAGGUAUUCUGUCCCCUGACCCUCCACCUCUCCCCCCUUCCCUUCACGCCAGCAGAGAACGCCGCUCAGUGGAACUUUGUCGCCAAGCCUUGCCCUGUCUCCGACGAUGCCGAGAUUGAGAACACAUUCUGGCGCUUGACCAAGAGCGCCAAGAACGGACUGAGUGAGUGGGCGUUGUCUGGAGGAAAGGGGAUAAGGAUGCCUUGCUCGCACGAGGUGUCACAUCGCAGCUCGCACUCAUCGUGGCCGUAUCUGUCCCUGCCUGCCUCAUCAGCCUACGACAACACCAACUAUGUCAUUUCUCCAGCCUCCGAGAGCAACGGCAAGAAGAAGUUCGGUUUCAACUUCCGCGCAAAGACCGGCGUACUGUUUGCUGGAGAGCCGAAGCCCGAGACCAGCGAUCUGAUUCUCUACAGGUCUCAGAACCUCUGA